ACUAUAUAACCAAAAUUUUAAGAAAGGAAUAAACAGAAAUUUCUUCCACAAUUCCACAUGUAACUUCAUAGAUCAUAGCACUUUCAUUCAUUGUGUUGCUUUAACAUGCACUAUAAAUUAAUUCUUUCUUGUUCUUUAAUAUCAAAACUUUAAACCAAAAACUAGAAGGAAGCAAGAAGAGAGAUUAAUAGAGGAAAAUUUAUCGUUCAUUUUUGGAAUAUGGAUGUAGCUGCUGGUGGCGGUUUCAAAACCGUUACUUCUCCUGUUCCUUACCUCUAUAGUGGCAUAGCUCUCAUGCUUGCAAUUGCAACGUUUGCAUUAAUUGUUCUAGCUUGUUCUUGUCAUGAUAAUUCAACAUCUACCACUUUAGCAAAUGAAGAGAAAACUAUCAAGAAUGUGGAAAAGGUGAUGGAUUUAGAGCCUAAGAUUGUUGUAAUAAUGGCUGGAGAUAGUAAUCCUACAUACUUGGCUAAACCUGUUUCAUCAACAUGCCAUACUGAAGAAAUGGUUUAGACAUAAGCAUCUUUUCAAAUUGUGAUUGUGUUGUGGAAAAUGCUGCUGAUUCAUUCAAACUUACAAUUGUGAUGGUUAUGGAGAAUUCUAGCCAUGGUCAUGAUUGAAAUCAUCAGCACAAUGGAGGGAAAAUGAAGAAGAAAGAAAAAUAGCUACUAUUAAUGUUUUCUUGUCCAUUGAUGCUUAUUUGUACUAUUUAUUUAAACUCAUGAUAAUUGUAUGAGAUGUGAAGUCUUAGAGUAGAAAUGAUAUGAAGUAUAUAUGGUUGUUUUA
Messenger RNA from Lathyrus oleraceus (garden pea), 786 nucleotides. Its product is annotated as protein GLUTAMINE DUMPER 5. NCBI's taxonomy places the organism in Eukaryota, Viridiplantae, Streptophyta, Magnoliopsida, Fabales, Fabaceae. The record is from RefSeq and is a predicted model, not a curated record. Gene Ontology annotation, biological process: regulation of amino acid export. The transcript has a single exon. The coding region runs from base 220 to 513 and encodes 97 amino acids.